UUGGGUCCUAUCUCCAUCAUUCCCCACGGUCUGCCUGCCAGACCGUGACAGAACGAUCCUGCCAUCAUGGGCCCAGCGGACUCAAGGACCGUUUCACAGGAGGGGUUGCUCGCCCAGCUCUGGAAUUACUGUCGGAGCAUUAUCCAGGCGGCAGAUCCACAUCAGAGACACAUACAGGUCGUAUUUUUUGAUACUUUCCUGUCUUCAACCACCUUUUCUGUGGGAUUUUUGGACAUUAAGAAAUUAAUUUCUAUUAUAACCAUGCUGAGGGCAAGUUCCAGCUUUGAGCUUUUCGGUUUGGGCUGUCCGGGCGAGGAGGAUGUGGCGACCUCCCUGGGAGCCCUUGCUGCCUGUUUCUUUUCUCAUAGGCAGAUAGCUUCCCCACCGUCGUUUGCGACUCACCUAUUGGACCCUCCAUUGCGGGGGAAACAGCUCACACGCCCUCUGCACCUCACCACAUCUCCACUCACCUCUGCGGCAUCUGCUGAGUCGGCAGACAAAGGACCAGCUGCUCCAAACCACACAGCUGCUCUCCUGCCCGGCCGACUGGUGGAAUCUCAGCCUUUUGCGCCGGCCCCGGCAUCGUCAAAGAAGCGACGCUCGCGCCGCCGGCGCUCUUCUCCGCAGCCGGAGUUCCGGACUUCUCAACAGUCGGCUGUGGACGAAGGACAGCCACCUGCAGGCCUGAUGGGUGUGGCCCUGCCAGCUGCCGGUCACGCCCAGGUUCUCACACACCUGCUUCUGAUCAGGCUCGUCGGGGGAGCUACAUAACAGAGCGAUGGGGCUUCCUCCGGCGCAGGAUCGUUGAGUUAGACUUCAUGAGGAGAGCGGAACACAGGACUGCAGGACGCACGGGGUGUGCGUAGGCACAGGGGCAGAGAGCACAGGAUAUCAGCACUUAGGGGAAGACACGUCACGGGAGUCAAGGGAGCACUCUGGAGAAUUAUUGUGUGGUGUACAUUUACCCCCACUGUAAAUAAAUG
Molecule: messenger RNA, 983 nt
Organism: Oreochromis niloticus (Nile tilapia)
Lineage: Eukaryota; Metazoa; Chordata; Actinopteri; Cichliformes; Cichlidae
Exons: 3
Coding region: 67-771 (234 amino acids)
Source: RefSeq, a predicted model, not a curated record